GCAGCCGGGACCCGCACAGCGGCCACCGAGCAGCGGCACCGCAGUAUGAAUAGAAAAUUAAGUUCUGUGAACUGAGUUCUUUUAUAAUGCCGGAUCAGGAUGAGAAAGGGAAAAAAACGGAAAAAGUUUCUGAAAAGAAAAGUCAAGGAGCAGCUUCAAGGAAAUGUUCUGACGUCAAAAGACUUUGGUCCCUCUUAAAUGUGCAAGCUAGCAAACAGCAGCUUCCUUCUUUGAGAACUACCAGUACGUCUAAGACUCAGCAGAAAUUUGGGAAGAACCAGCCAUCUAAAAAUCAUUGGCAAGAAUCAACUGAAUCUGUAGAACUUGAAAAAUUUAGUAUUAAUUACAAAAAUGAAAGGAAUUUUAGCCAGCACUCACAGCAUAACUUAUUCCUCGACAUAUUCAUGGCACUGAUUAAGAACAGGCUUGGAUGCAGAGAAUGGAUUGACAGAUCUCCGUCUGUUCAUUUAUUGCGAGUAUUGAUCUGUUUGAGAUUAUUAAUCCGGGACCCAUUUUAUCAGGGGGUACUUCAUCAAAUGAAUGGAGUGGACAUUCUUGCACAGUACAUGCAGACAACAUGUAACACGUACCUUUCUUCUGGAGAAGAUGAAUUUAAUAUUGACAAGCUGGUCAAUAUGACUUAUAUCUUUCAAAAACUUGCAGAUGUCAAAGAUCAAAGAGAAUGGUUGAUAGAAAGUGGAGCACACAAAACCCUUGUGAAACUCUUAGCUGCAAGAGACAGUAAUGUUUUAGUAGGUGCUCUCCUUGCUCUUACAAGUUUGGCUGAAAGUCCAGAAUGCAGAACUUCUAUUAGUGAGCUCAGUAUCGUAGAAAGUCUGAUGAUGAUACUGCAAGAAUAUGAUCUGCUCUCCAAAAGACUUUCAGCAGAGCUCCUACGUCUUCUGUGUUCAGAGUCUAACGUAAAGGAACAAGUGAAGAUUUACGAUGGUGUUCCUACUUUGCUUAGUUUGCUCCACUCUGACCACCUUAAGCUGCUAUGGAGCGUUGUCUGGAUAUUGGUACAGAUCUGUGAAGACCCAGAAAUCUGUGUGGAAAUUCGGACAUGGGGAGGAAUCAAACAGCUGCUCCAUAUUUUGAAAGGAGAACAGUAUCUAGUUUCUGAUCGUUCCUCCAUCGGGAGCUUGUCAAGUGCAAAUGCUGCAGGCCGGAUUCAACAUCUUUAUUUAUCUGAAGAUUUGAGCCCAAGAGAAAUACAAGAAAAUACCCUUUCACUCCAAGCAGCUUGCUGUGCAGCACUUACCGAACUUGUGCUCAAUGACACAAAUGCUCAUCAAGUAGUCCAGGAGAAUGGUGUUUAUAUUAUCGGGAUGCUGAUUUUACCAAGCAGACAACAUGACUGUAUUAAAAACAAAUUUACAAUGUUACAGUGUUAUGCGUUCAGGGCAUUAAGAUUUCUCUUUAGCAUGGAAAGAAACCGAGAUCUGUUCAAAAGGUUUUUUCCACCAGAUUUGUUUGAGAUGUUUAUAGAUAUUGGACAUUAUAUUCGAGAGAUCAGUGCCUAUGAAGACCUUGUAUCUAAAUUAAAUGCUUUACCAGAAGAUGAACUGAAACAAGUCGCUGAUAGUAUUGAAGGCAUCAAUCAAAAUAAAGCACCCACAAAAUUUAUCGGAAACUAUGCAAUUUUAGACCACCUUGGGAGUGGAGCAUUUGGGAGUGUAUAUAAGGUCAAGAAGCGCAGCGGACAGAUUCUCUUUGCAAUGAAAGAAAUUAAUUUACACAACCCAGCGUUUGGUAAAGACAAAAGAGACCGAGAUAGCAGUGCUGAGAACAUUGUGUCUGAACUAACAAUAAUCAGAGAGCAGCUUUGCCAUCCCAACAUUGUGCGCUAUUAUAGGACAUUCUUAGAAAAUGACAAACUGUACAUUGUCAUGGAGCUCAUUGAAGGGGCACCACUGGGCGAACAUUUUAAGUCUCUUAAGGAGAAAAAACAUCAAUUCACAGAAGAGCGGCUUUGGCAUAUUUUUAUACAGUUAUGCUUAGCACUAAGAUAUUUACACAAAGAUAAAAGGAUUGUUCACCGAGAUUUGUCACCAAACAACAUCAUGCUGGGAGAAAAAGAUAAAGUAACAGUCACUGACUUUGGCCUUGCCAAGCAGAAGCAAGAAAACAGCAAACUAACGUCUAUUGUUGGAACUAUUCUGUACUCCUGCCCAGAGGUGGUAAAAAGUGAACCCUAUGGAGAAAAGGCUGAUGUAUGGGCAGCAGGCUGCAUUCUCUAUCAGAUGGCAACCCUGAAUCCACCUUUCCACAGCACUAACAUGCUGUCCUUAGCGACCAAAAUAGUAGAAGCUGUGUACAUUCCAAUCCCUGAUGGAUUGUAUUCGGAAAAAAUUUCAAAUACAAUUAAAAGGUGCUUGACCUCAGAUGCAGAACUUCGCCCUGACAUAGUAGAAGUUUGCGCUUUAAUUUCAGAUGUCAUGAUGAGAUACAUGGACACCUUAUCCUCUUGUCAGAUUGCCCUGGAGAAAAAACUGGAGAGAGAGAGAAAGCGAGCACAAAAAUAUUUCAUAGAGGCUAACAUAAAUACGGUGAAAUAUGGUCAUUGCCAUGCUUAUGACCAAUAUGAGAAAUCCAGCAUGAGCAGUAGCAGCAGUAGCAGUGGAAUAGCAAGCUGCAAGAGUGACAUUUCAGAGAGCGCUUUCAGACCCAUGGGGAUAUUGCAACCAAACAAGAGUGAUAAAGGUUCUGAUGUUUUUCUCCCGGACCAUAGCUACUCCAUAGACAACCAUGGCAAAGAUAUUUUUUCAGAACUUGAAGAUGAACUGGACACAUCUAAAAAUUCAAGCUGCUCUAACUAUUUUAAAGGGCCAACUACGGGCACACUAAAACGAAGUGUCAGCGCUUCUGGAGGAGAAAUAUCUCAAACAAAGGAGCACACGGGUAACACAGGUUCAAAAUCAAGACCAGCAUCUGCAGGUAUUGCAGUGUCACAAAGAAAAGUUCGUCAAAUCAGUGAUCCUAUUCAGCAAAUAUUAAUCCAGCUCCACAAAAUUAUCUACAUUACACAGCUUCCCCCUGCUCUUCAUGACAACCUGAAAAGGAGGGUUGUGGAACGAUACAAGAAAUCUCUUUUCAGUCUCCAGAGCAAUCCCUGCAACCUGAAAGCAGAAAUUCAAAAGGUUUUACAGGGGUCUCCUGAGAUUAUAGAAUUCUUUGCUGAUGACUGCCAUGGAUUGCUACAGUCGUAUGGAAAGUCACUGAUCUCUGAUGACAAGACAGGAAAUACUGGCAGCUUUGAAUUUGAUGGUGGAAUAACCUAUGAGCAAUUGCAGACAAUGAUUGAAGAGAUUUUAGAAGACAGUGGCUACUAUAAUUUAACUUCAAACAGAUACUACUCAUUCCCAGUGGGAGUCAAGAACCUUUUAACAAUAAAACGAUGAUGGCUUUCACCUUUGCAAGACUCAAUGUUACUGUGUUCUCUCCCAACUAAAAUAGUUGGUUAACCUAAAGCUGCUUAACAUAUAUGGAAGAAGAUAACGUGGACUGCAUGAUUCCCAUGGGAAAACUUCUGAAGACUUUAAGUGACUGUAUUAUCAGACGAGCUGCGCUUGUUUUGAGAUGCUUUGCAUAAUGAAAUGCUCUAUAAAUUAAAUACUAUAUCUUUUAUAUCUAAUUGUAAAGAUUUCCUGUAUAUUAGGCUUUGCCUGGUGUGAUAAUGUAUAAAAUAGCUUUACUGCAGAUUGAUGUUAUCCAAA
Molecule: messenger RNA, 3716 nt
Organism: Bufo bufo (common toad)
Lineage: Eukaryota; Metazoa; Chordata; Amphibia; Anura; Bufonidae
Gene: NEK10
Product: NIMA related kinase 10
Exons: 36
Coding region: 87-3401 (1104 amino acids)
Biological process (GO): protein phosphorylation
Molecular function (GO): ATP binding; protein kinase activity; protein binding
Source: RefSeq, a predicted model, not a curated record